AUGUCUUCAGACCACCAUCUCGUGUAUCACGAGCCAUCGGAAUCUUUUCCAACGAGUCUACCUCUUGGUAAUGGGCGCCUGGGUGCUUCCGUUUUGUCAACCUACACGUCUGAGACGAUCCUCUUAAACGACGUCACCUUUUGGUCAGGAGCACCAGAUCCAGCCGGGCGUGGCCUGGUCAAAAGAUCCCCAAAUCCUAAACAGGACCUGCGGCAAAUCCAAAAUUGCUUUCUUAGUGGAGACUAUGCUUCAGGAGAAGGCUUGGCCGGGAUGCUUCUGCAGAGUACUAAGCAUAAUUUUGGCACCAACCUGCCGGUUGGUAAACUCAAGGUUACGCACGUUGAUCACGAUCGAGAUAGCCAUAUAAGUCACUUUAGGCGUGAAUUGCGUUUGAAUGAGGCUGUAGCUGAGACAAGAUAUAAAAAACAUGGAUAUUUGGUCCAAAGAAGAGCGUUUGUCAGCUACCCGCAUCAAGUACUGGUGCUGGUGCUUGAUACAGACGACCCUGACGGCCUCGAGGCUAUGGUAACCUGUACAAGCAGCAACGCCGGUUUCUCUGCUCAAUCUGAGAGCAACAAAAUAUCAUUCGAUGUUCAGGCACUUGAAGGCACGCAUAGCGACGGAAUAUCUGGUGUCACGGGGCAUGGUGUUAUUGCCGUCCGAGCAUCCCAAGGAGACAUCCAAAGCCAGGCAGGUAGGAUUAUUGUACGCAGCGCUGGCACAAUAACGAUUAUUUUGGCAUUCAGUACAGACUACAAAAGCCAAGGAGGCGAUUGGAAGGAGCUUCCGUACCGCCAUGUUGAUGCUGCCCUUAAAUGUUCGACGACUUCGCUCUUGGCAGCACAUCUAAGCGACUUCCAACCAAUCUACCACCGGUGCAACCUAUCGAUUGGCAAAAGUUCAGAUCCGUCGAUUAUUCUCCCAACUAAUGAGCGGAAACAAAGCUUCCGCUCCGAUGCCAAUUCUGAUCCGGCACUGUUUGCACUUUACUUCAACUAUUCGCGCUAUUUGAUAAUUGCAGGGACGCGUGCGAAUUCCCCUUUGCCAUUGCACCUGCAAGGUAUUUGGAAUGAUGGAGAAGCUUGUCACAUGGGUUGGAGUUGCGAUUAUCAUCUGGACAUCAACACUCAGAUGAACUAUUUUGGCACGAUGACAAGUGGCUUGGUAGACAUGAUGGCGCCGCUCGUGUCCUAUAUCACUGCUCUUUCCGAUGCGGGAAGAGGAAGCGCCAGAGCUUGCUACGGUUGUGAUGGAUGGGUAGCUCAUGUCUUUAGCAACGCCUGGGGUUUUGUAGACCCGGGUUGGGACACAACAUACGGCCUAAAUGUAACAGGAGGGCUAUGGCUUGCGACUCACCUCAUCGAAAUGUACGAGUAUACUCUGGACGUGGAGUUCUUACAAAAAGUAGCCUACCCCGUGCUGCGGGAAGCUGCUCUAUUCUUCUUGGAUUACAUGAUUGAAGACCAGCAAACGGGUUUUCUAUUGACUGGUCCAUCAGUUAGCCCAGAGAACAGCUUUUUCGCAGGGGACCAAAAGAACAGGAAGGAAUUCCAUUUGUCUCUCUCUCCGACCAUCGAUGUUGUUCUUGUUCGUGAUCUCUUUUCUUUUUGUUCCGGGGUGGCAAGGCGACUUGACAUAGAUCACACCUUGGUCCAGCGACUAGAGAAUGCGCAAGAGAAGUUGCCACCCCUCUUGAUUGGGAAGCAUGGUCAGCUACAAGAAUGGCUCCAUGAUUACGAAGAAGCACAAGCAUUUCACCGUCAUCUCUCGCAUAGCAUUGCACUUUGCCGUUCGUCACAGGUGUCCUUACGACACCAACCGCAGCUUGCCAAGGCACUGGGUGUUGCCAUCAAGCGACGCCAGGAUUGUGAUGAUCUGGAAGAUAUUGAGUUUACAGCCGCCUUGUUUGCCUAUAAUUAUGCACAAUUGGGUAACGCUGAAGGUGCAUUAGAGGAGAUAGGACAUCUCAUUAGUGAACUGAGCUUCGACAACUUGCUUAGUUACAGUAAGCCAGGCGUGGCCGGAGCCGAGAAAAAUAUCUUCGUCAUAGACGGCAAUCUCGGCGGUGGUGCUGCAAUUGCAGAAAUGCUUGCACAUUCAGCAAUGAUGGGAUUUGAUGGCGAAAUUGAGGUUGAUUUACUCCUGUCCUUACCAGCCUCCUGGUCUGAUGGCCAUGUUACUGGCCUUGGACUCAGGGGCAACCUGGAGUUGGAUUUGCAGUGGUCAAACAACAAGCUAGUCAGCGCAAUUUUCCACCCACAUUCCUCUGGCUCGGCAGUCGUUCAUUACGGGCAGCAUUGCUACCGGAUGCAAUACACCAGAGAUGCAAUUAUAGAACUGGGACCAUCAUUGGAGCGGGUGUGA
Molecule: messenger RNA, 2364 nt
Organism: Pochonia chlamydosporia 170
Lineage: Eukaryota; Fungi; Ascomycota; Sordariomycetes; Hypocreales; Clavicipitaceae
Product: alpha-L-fucosidase 2 precursor
Exons: 1
Coding region: 1-2364 (787 amino acids)
Biological process (GO): carbohydrate metabolic process
Molecular function (GO): alpha-L-fucosidase activity
Source: RefSeq, a predicted model, not a curated record